This is a messenger RNA of Adineta ricciae, 294 nucleotides long. NCBI's taxonomy places the organism in Eukaryota, Metazoa, Rotifera, Eurotatoria, Adinetida, Adinetidae. The record is from the annotation of a GenBank genome assembly.
AUGUUGUCUCCAGCAUCAUCAUCACGGCCUCCACGCAAUCCACCAGCGAUCGCAGAUUCUCAAUAUGAUAUGACGACAGGUUAUUCAUCUUCAUCUUAUACAAGAUGGCCUCGAGCACUUGCUAAAACUCCGAACAUUGGUCGAGGAAGUCACUCGAUAUCAGCUCGCCGCAAUCAAUAUCAAAACGAACCAUUCUCAGAUAUUUUACAUAGCCAACAUCCUCAAUCAGGAGGUCUUACUUACGCAACAGUUCACCAUCCACGACGUUCAUUAUUAAGUAAUCUUCUGCCGUAA